Molecule: messenger RNA, 1347 nt
Organism: Neoarius graeffei (lesser salmon catfish)
Lineage: Eukaryota; Metazoa; Chordata; Actinopteri; Siluriformes; Ariidae
Gene: cpne4a
Product: copine IVa
Exons: 14
Coding region: 16-1347 (443 amino acids)
Biological process (GO): cellular response to calcium ion
Cellular component (GO): plasma membrane
Molecular function (GO): calcium-dependent phospholipid binding
Source: RefSeq, a predicted model, not a curated record
GACUGCCUGGGGGCCAUGGAGUGCACACUGGGACAGAUUGUGUCCCAGAGAAAGCUGUCUAAAGCUCUGCUGAAACACAGCAACACCGUGGGCAAGUCCACCAUCAUGGUCACAGCGGAGGAACUGACGGGGAAUGAUGACUACGUGGAGCUGUCAUUCAGUGCCAGGAAACUGGAUGAUAAGGACUUUUUCAGCAAAUCAGAUCCAUUUCUGGAGAUUUACAGAGUGAAUGAUGACACAACACAACAGCUGGUGUACAGGACAGAGACAGUAAUGAACAACCUGAACCCGGUGUGGAAGACGUUCAAAACCUCCCUGAACUGUCUGUGCAGCGGAGAUCAUGACAGGAUACUGAAGUGCUCGGUGUGGGACUGGGACUCGAAUGGCAAACACGACUUUAUUGGCGAGUUUGAAGCCACUUUUAAAGAGAUGCGUGGAGCCACUGACGGCAAGCAGGUGCAGUGGGAGUGCAUAAACCCCAAAUAUAAAAUCAAGAAGAAGAACUACAGGAACUCUGGGAUUGUUAUUCUGAAUCAGUGUAAGAUUAUAAAGAUGCACUCGUUCCUUGACUACAUCAUGGGCGGAUGCCAGAUCCAGUUUACAGUUGCUAUAGAUUUCACAGCGUCUAAUGGAGACCCGCGGAACAGCUGCUCUUUACACUACAUCCACCCGUACCAGCCCAACGAGUACCUGAAAGCGCUGGUGGCUGUUGGAGAGAUCUGCCAGGAUUACGACAGUGAUAAAAUGUUUCCGGCGUUUGGAUUCGGAGCUCGGAUUCCUCCCGACUUUAAGGUGUCACAUGACUUUGCUGUAAACUUUAAUGAGGACAAUCCUGAAUGUGCAGGCAUACAGGGUGUAGUAGAAGCCUAUCAGAACUGCCUCCCGAAGAUCCAGCUGUACGGCCCAACCAACAUCGCCCCCAUCAUCCAGAAAGUGGCGCAAUCUGCCUCCGAGGAACUGCACAUCCGCCAGGCCAUGCAGUACUUUAUCCUUCUGAUCCUGACGGAUGGUGUGAUCACAGACAUGGCUGACACGCGUGACGCCAUCGUUCACGCGUCUCACCUGCCCAUGUCCAUCAUCAUCGUGGGCGUGGGGAACGCAGACUUCACCGACAUGCAGAUUCUGGAUGGAGACGACGGGAUCCUGCGUUCACCCAAAGGAGAACCGGUGCUGAGAGACAUUGUCCAGUUUGUCCCCUUCCGCAACUUCAAACACGCGUCUCCUGCAGCUCUGGCCAAAAGCGUUUUAGCUGAAGUGCCCAAUCAGGUGGUGGAUUACUACAACAGCAAGGGCAUCAACCCCAAGUGCCCCAGCGAGUUCGAGUCUUCCAGGACGUUUAGCCGCUGA